Messenger RNA from Tigriopus californicus, 2373 nucleotides. RefSeq names its product methyl farnesoate epoxidase-like. Gene Ontology annotation, molecular function: oxidoreductase activity, acting on paired donors, with incorporation or reduction of molecular oxygen, reduced flavin or flavoprotein as one donor, and incorporation of one atom of oxygen; heme binding; iron ion binding. NCBI's taxonomy places the organism in Eukaryota, Metazoa, Arthropoda, Copepoda, Harpacticoida, Harpacticidae. The coding region runs from base 759 to 2213 and encodes 484 amino acids. Gene Ontology annotation, biological process: xenobiotic metabolic process. The record is from RefSeq and is a predicted model, not a curated record. The transcript has 8 exons. Gene Ontology annotation, cellular component: intracellular membrane-bounded organelle; cytoplasm.
AGCCGGGAGGAUGAGCCUGGGAAAGCAAAGUUGAGGACCGUUGAGGAGGAGUUGUGCGGACUCAGAAGAACCACCGGGUAAUGAUGACCCAUUUCUUUUUUGUGAAGCAUUUGAAGACAAUACCAACCAGGCGAGCUUUUAAAGUCUUGGAUUGGCAUAUCGUACUGGGCGACUCAAACAGUACAAAAUCCCAAUCCCAACGCGACCAUAAAAAUGCCACCCAAGUUCGAUGGACUCCGAAGUGCGGCUCUAGUACACUCUAGUUUUGACAUACGAACGUUUGGGUAAAGAGAACCUAAUCUUAUUAAAUGGAGUAGUCAAUGAAGCCAAGAGUGCUUUUCCCAACCAUUAUUGUAAUUGACGCCUCAAAUAUGACAUCCAUCUCAUUUUUUUGCAUGUUGCAAGUAGUAGGUGAAUUGCGACUAGGAUAGGGGGAAAAGCUCAUCUAAUGCAUCGAGUCCAUGCUCGGAAAUAAAUGACACGAUUAAAUAAACAUCUUGCAAUAUUUUAUCACAAAUUUGAAUGAUCAAACGUGAAGGCUGAGAUUUGAGGUGUACUGUGCGUAAUGAACGUUAAUAAACAAAUCAGGGCGAGUCUUUUAACGUAAACUCGAAGACAAUGACAUAAAUGCAAAGGGUGCGGCGAUCAUGACACCUGAAAGCCACCCAGUAUAAAAGAAGCGUGUCAUCUUAGUGCAUUUAUCAUUGUCCCGCCUUGAUGCGACGAGUUGAGAGGUCUCCUGAAUCCUCAUUUACAUCAUGUCUGUGCUCACUUUUGUGGUUAUUGGACUUCUCCUCUAUUGGUCCUUAAAGAAAUUCAUGAAACCGCGGAACUUUCCUCCUGGUCCACCUUCGAUUCCAAUUCUGGGAAGUCUUCCAUUUAUGCCCAAAGAAGCAAUGGCUACUGGCAUUCUGUGGCAGCAUUUUAAGAGCAGAUAUGGAAAAGUGAUGGGAAUGAUGAUUGGGGAUCAGCCCGUCAUUGGCAUCUAUGACUUUGAUUUGAUAAAGGAAGCCUACUCCAAAGAAGAGUUUUCUGCUCGACCCAAUUCGGAACUUCACGACUUUCGAAUGCUUGGGAAAAAGCGAGGGAUAGUCAUGAAUGACGGCUAUGGAUGGAAAGUUCAUCGCAGAUUCACGUUGAAGACGCUGAAAGAUUUUGGCUUUGGAAAUGCUUCCGUCGAGGAUGGCAUUUUGGAAGAGGCUAAUCAUAUCUGCGACCAUAUCGCCAAAAAGAACGGCUCUCCAUUCAAAGCUGAGGAUGUUUUCAAUGUGGGAAUUCUUAAUAUCAUGUGGAAGAUCUUGACACACAAAAGGUUUGAUCUGGAGGAUCCUCGAUUAGCAAAUUGUGUUCGCGCAAUCAACGGACAGUUUUCUUCCGAUCGAGUGAGAAUUGUCUUAGCCAUGCCGUGGACCAGACAUUUUUUCCCCGAGAUGAGUGGAUGGAAUGAUUGGAAAAAAUUUGCCAUAACGAUGCAAGACAUGACAAAGCAAAUUUUGGAUGAGCACGAACCUUGCUUUGGUCCAAAUCAUGAACCCUUGGACUUCAUCACCGCUUACAAGGAGGAAGCCAAACGAACUGGCGAUCCGGAGUUCAAUGAUCGGGAUCUUCAAACCACCAUCUCGGACAUCUUCGUAGCCUCCUCAGACACCACAGCUCACACCCUGUCAUGGGGGCUUUUGUACAUGAUUUUGCAUCCUGACAUCCAAAAGAAAGUGCAACAUGAGAUCGAUGACGCACUUUUGGGUCGAGAACCAACCUUGGAAGAUAGGGCCCGACUCGUUUACACUGAUGCAACCCUGGCUGAAAUCCAAAGGCGAGCCAACAUUGUUCCAGGUGCUUUACCGCACAGGGUCUCAAAAGAAAUGAAACUUGGAGGUUACACGAUCCCCAAAGAUUCCAUGGUGAUCAGUUCCUUGUAUUAUGUUAUGCACGAUCCAGAUUAUUGGAAGAAUGCCGACCAAUUCGAUCCAACGCGGUUCAUCGAGAACGGGAAGUUCCGAAAAGAUGAACGCUUUGUUCCGUUUGGCAUCGGAAAACGAAUUUGCUUGGGCGAUACCUUGGCCAGAAAUGAAUUGUUCGUUGUGUUUAUUCGAUUGAUGCAACGAUUUAAUUUCGAGGCCUCACCCGACCAUCCUUAUCCCAAAGAGGAAUACUUGCCCAGUACAGUUAUGGGACCCAAGCCCUUCCAUCUACGAGCGAUUCCUAGAUCGUAACCUAAUCGCAUGGAAGGGAUCCAGCAAUCUCAUUUUACUUUCUAUUGUAUUGGUCACAGUAAGAACAUGAUGCGUGAAUGUAUCGGUGGACGUUUUUUUUAAUAUCUUGAUGUAAAAGCGGCAUAGCAUGGAAUAAACUUGAUAUUGGUAUCUCAAUCAA